Molecule: messenger RNA, 921 nt
Organism: Meriones unguiculatus (Mongolian gerbil)
Lineage: Eukaryota; Metazoa; Chordata; Mammalia; Rodentia; Muridae
Product: olfactory receptor 5AC1-like
Biological process (GO): sensory perception of smell; G protein-coupled receptor signaling pathway
Cellular component (GO): membrane
Molecular function (GO): olfactory receptor activity; G protein-coupled receptor activity; odorant binding
Source: RefSeq, a predicted model, not a curated record
AUGGAAGAAAGAAACGAGACUCCGGUGACUGACUUCGUCCUCACAGGACUCACUGAGUGUCUGGAGUUGCAGGUGCCACUCUUCCUGGUUUUCCUCAUCGACCUCAUCACCAUGGUGGGCAACCUUGGACUGAUCGCUCUCAUCUGGAAGGACCCUCACCUACAUAUGCCCAUGUACAUAUUCCUCAGCAGUUUAGCCUUUGCUGACGCGUGCACUUCGUCCUCUGUGACCCCCAAGAUGCUUGUCGAUUUUUUAUCUACGGAUCGUGAGAUAUCCCUGAUCGAGUGCUUUGCCCAAUUUUACUUUUUUUGUUCCAGUGCAACCACAGAAUGUUUCCUCCUGCUAGUGAUGGCCUAUGACCGCUAUGUCGCCAUCUGCAACCCCCUGCUGUAUCCCGUCGUGAUGUCUAAUAAGCUCUGCACCCAGUUUAUAGUUGUGACAUAUCUUAUAGGUGUUAUGAAUUCAGCCAUGCACGUGGGCUUGUUAACGAGAUUAACUUUCUGCAGGUCCAACAUUGUACAUUAUUUUUACUGUGAAAUUGUACAACUAUUCACAAUUUCUUGCACCGAUCCUACAAUUAACAUGCUUGUGGUUUUCAUCUGCUCGAUCUUUAUACAAGCGUUCACACUUGCAAACAUUGUAGUCUCUUAUACCCGUGUGCUCUUUGCCAUCCUGAGAAAGAAGUCCGAGAAGGGCAGACAUAAGGCGUUCUCCACCUGUAGUGCUCACCUGCUCUCUGUCUCUUUAUUCUAUGGCAAUCUCUUCCUCAUCUAUAUUCGUCCUGGGUCUGGACCUGCAGAAGAUAAGGAAAAACUGUAUUCUUUAUUUUACACAAUAAUAAUCCCCUUGCUAAACCCAUUUAUUUAUAGCCUGAGGAACAAAGAGGUUCUAGGAGCCCUGAGAAGAUUAAUAAAGAAAUAA